Molecule: messenger RNA, 6606 nt
Organism: Trichobilharzia regenti
Lineage: Eukaryota; Metazoa; Platyhelminthes; Trematoda; Strigeidida; Schistosomatidae
Source: the annotation of a GenBank genome assembly
AAAUGGAUUUCAGUAUCAUUUGAUAAAACAAAUCUAAAUUAAUUGUUUAAAGUUUGAAAUCAUUUGCAAUCCAAAUCAGUGACUUGUAUAUACACGACCUAGAUUCCAUUUCUUAAGCUGACCUAAUUUUAAAUGAGCGACUCGCAGUAAGAAAGGCGGGUCCUUCGAGUGCGUACUCGGGGCGCGCUUUCAGAGCAUUAUCUGUUAAGCGCUAAGGGUUGUCGGAAUGCACGUUCUAAACAUAUAUUUCUUCAGAGGAACAACAAUACUGUCUGUUCUUUGGUUUAGAAUCUCACAUUGGUAAGUGUUUUCCUGCUUAAAGAUUUAUUUGUUAAUUAUUUGCUGAAAUGUCCUGAUGUAUUGUUGGUUCAGAGAUUUUACAUGCUCACCUGAGGUGUAAGCUCAUUUUCGGAGAAUUUUUCCUCUUGAACGUAUAUAAAGUGGGUGAGGACGUAGGUAGUCUUCGAAAUUGGCUCCUGGGAGAAUACGAAGAAAAUUAAGUAAAUAUUUUUCUGAGAAAAGAGCAAAGUUGUGUAGCAAAUUGGGAGAGAAAUACGAGGUGUUUUAAUUACUGCUUUUCAACAACUUUUCUGCAUACAUCCGAUUCAGCUAAAACCACACACUUUCCAUACAUAUAAUCUAUAUAUAGGUCAUUCCUGGAGUAGUCGAUUAACUUUAGAAGAGAAAUGCAAAUGUGCGUCGGUGGCACAGUGGUUAGGACUCUCGCCGACCAUGCUUAUGGUCCCGGGUUCGGACCCACGCCGACGCACACCUGAUAUCUAUGGUCAGCCUGCGAAAUUCGGGCCACCGAUAUUCAUGCUGAAAAUUCCAUACUUGUACCAAAAAUACAGUGUGGAAUCAAGCUGUAAUCAAAAAUAAAAAAAAUUAAAUGGUUCGUGUAAGAUUACAUUUUUUUUGCAUUAUCAUCGUAUCGCCGUAAUUAAUUAUAAGCUGACUAGAAGAUAAGAAAAAAGGAGAAUGAAUGCCCGGCGGAAUUAAACUGCUUACCUUUUUAUUUGCCACGACAAGAGGUUUUCUUUUCAACCAGCUUUGUUAAUAUUACAGGAUUCCACUAAAUCUUUCUACUCUUCCCUAUCACUCCGCUCUUAUAUUUCUAUAGGACUGCCAAGACAGUGUAGCUAAUAACGUUAGGAUUAAUGCUCGUUUUAAAGGUGCAGUUCCAAGCAUUCAUUUGACCUACAUUUCUGUUGUACCUGCAAUCUAAGUGGUUCACUUUUAGCCACAUCCCUGAUGUGUACCGUUCACCUGCAUUAGUUUUAUACGAAAUUAACCCACGCGAUGUGUGACAAACCUUUCUUCUAUAACCCCGACAUUGAUACAAAAAUCGCCGGUUUAUACGAUUUACAGCAUACCAUAGGCCGAGGACAUUAUGCAGUUGUAAAACAAGCACGUCAUGUAUUCACUGGUGAAAAAGUCGCAGUAAAAGUAAUAGAUAAAACAAAGUUGGACAAUAUUUCAAGAGAUCAUUUAUUCCAAGAAGUAGUAUGCAUGAAAUUAGUUCAGCACCCGAAUGUAGUCAGAUUAUAUGAAGUUAUCGAUACUCCAACUAAAUUGUACCUUGUUCUCGAAUUGGGAGAUGGUGGUGAUCUAUACGAUUACAUAACAAGUCAUGGUGAUGGUCUCAGUGAAAAAGUUGCAAAGCGCUAUUUUCGUCAGAUAGUCACUGCUAUUGCCUAUUGUCAUAAAUUAAGAGUGGUGCAUAGAGAUCUUAAACCAGAAAAUGUAGUUUUCUUUGAGAAGUUGGGUUUAGUGAAACUCACGGAUUUUGGAUUCAGCAAUAGAUUCAUUCCUGGUACAAAUUUAGAUACAGCUUGCGGUUCUUUGGCUUAUUCUGCUCCAGAAAUUCUACUUGGUGAUUCAUAUGAUGCCCCUAAAGUGGAUAUUUGGUCACUGGGUGUAAUAUUGUAUAUGCUUGUCAGCGGCAGUUUACCAUUUCAAGAAACAAAUGAUAGUGAAACGUUGACAAAAAUUAUGGAUUGUGAUUAUUCUAUGCCUGCACAUUUAUCACCAGACUGCAAACGACUUAUCUCACGUUUAUUGAUCCGGGAUCCACAGAAACGUGCUCAUCUUGAUGAUAUUCUACAAGAUGAUUGGUUGAAGAUAGACGGUGAGGAUUUACCUAUUGAAUUGUUUUCUGUUCCUUUAAUAUCACGUGAACAUUUAUCAUUUGAAGAUCAUAUGGAGAUUUUAUCGAAAAUGGCUGAAGGUAAACUCGCGACUGUUGAAGAAAUACAAUCCACGUUAGAUCGUAAUGAAUAUAAUCAUAUAGCUGCUACGUAUUAUUUACUUGCAGAACGUAAACUAAAACGUAACUAUAUUGAAGAGUAUAAACGAUUAGUGAAUCAAUCCCAAUUGAUAGAGAAAAGAAAACAACAACAAGAACAACAGAAAUUGUCCAUUAAUUGUCCAUAUACACUUUCAGAAAAUUCUAAACAACCUCAGAUUGUUGAGAAUACUACAUCUGCUAAAUCUUUACUAAACAAUGUGAUAAGUUCAGGUGGUGCUGGUACAUCAUCGCGAAUUUUAGGUCCCUUGGGCUCAUCAAAUGUCGAGGAUCGAGUAAGACGGUUUAGUAUGAUUUUAGAAGAUGAAGAAGAAGAGGAAGAAAGCAAAGGAUCACCAGUAGCCUCCUCAUUGUUCGGUAAAUGUAUUGGUGGUGUAAAUGAGUCAACUACUAAUGGGAUGGGAGAUGCUGAUGGUUUACCGCAUUGUCUUGCCGACACUUCAGAAGAGGCAAUGUUAGAAGAAGAAGAGGAAGAACUUGCUACUGUAGCCGGAUUGGUGUGUGUACGUUCCGAGCUGUUGACUGAGCAGAUGGCAAACAAUUUGUUGAGUGUAUCCGAGUCUGAAUAUCCACCGAACGUCAAUGGCUCCGUGGCACCGACUCGUUCGUGUUCAAGAACAAGCGGCUCUGGUGCUGAAGUAUCUGAUGGUGCAGAGUCUGAUGCCUCUCUAAGCCCCUGGAGUGCAGGUGGUUUCAUCAAUUCAAUAAAUCGUGUGACAUCUACAACGCGCUCGUUACCUCCCGUUGAUAUCAGAAGAAAACAUCCAUAUCGGAGAGCAUUUAUAUCUCAUCGUCCGCUAACCACUGUAAAAAGCAGUCCACAACUUUUAAAACAUAUUGCUGAAGAAGACUGGAAUAGUUGUAAUUCUUUUGAAAUCAAUGAACCUCUCCAUCUGGAUAAACGUAGAAAGAAAAUAGAUGAAUGUCGUGCACAAAAUCCAUCUGCAUAUUCAACAUCUGAAGAUGGAACAGGAACUAGGUCUUUACGUAGUUCAUGUAAUCUAUAUCGUAGCAUCAGAUAUGUGGAUGACCAGUUGAUUGGAUUAAAACCUGCAAAUUUGUCUAAUGCUGCAACUCAACAAACGUAUUCUGGAGCUCAUAGUCCAACAUGGACACGUAGAUUUUUUAAUACUCCUGCAUCAUCAUCCCGUCCAGCAAGUAUUGGCAGUUGGAAUGCCGUUCUGAACAUGAGUUUAGCAAGUGAACAGCGUCGUCCGUCAUUUAGCUCUUCUCCUGCUGAAAAUCAAACAGGUGGUGUUAGUCGAAGGAAGGUUCUUUACUUAAAUCAUGGUCAAAGCUCUCAUUUGCUUAACAGAAGCAUUACUGCUGACCGAAGAUGCAGCGGACCUCCUGGUUUAUUGCUAGCUGUUUCGGGGAUGUAUCAUCUUGGUUCUACGGCUCCAUUACCCAGCCGCUGUGGAUCAGACACCUCAUUUCUUGAUCACAAUGAUUCCAAUCCCUUACCUGCUACUGUUGAAAACUCUUUUCCUGUUGAAGAUUCUUCUAGUUUUCUAGACGGAGUGGACUUACCAAAUGGAAUUCGAUCUCCUGAUACCAUUAAAGAGGCAAGUGAUCUUACAAGAAUUAAUUUUCGUUACCCUACAUCCUCAGUUUCAGGAGUGAAUAAAAGAGGUUCGACUAUAUCCCCCCAUCGUGCUCUUUGUAAUUCACGUAGAGCUGCCAGUUGGUGUAGCUCUGCACCGAUAUUGUGUGAAACAUCCGAACAUCCGUAUUUAACAUACGCAGCAUCUAACGGCAGUGGAAUUACAACACUAUCAUCUUGCGAAAACAAUUGCCAGCUGAAUGGUUCAUCUGCGAUUCGAGAGCAUUGCACGCCGAUACGUGAAGAGGAUGAUGAAGCAGCCCGGUGUGGAGAAUCUCCCAUUUCCAAGGUGUCUGAUUUUUUUAGUAGCCUAAGUAAUCGAAGGCGAUCUGAGUCUUCAAGUAUGCAAACAAAUUCAGCUAUUUUUACAGCUUCAAAUAUAGCACGUGUUGCAUUUGCCACAUUGGCCGAAUCAGAGUCAACCUCAACUAUCAGUCAAUUACCAAACAUACCUUCCCAGCAAAAUCAUUCUGGUGACAAUGUACCAAAUGGAAAUAAUUCACAAUGUACCACAUCAAACUUUUCACUCAGCUCUCUAGCAACAAGUUUACGCGAUUCACGGUAUAUGAUUGAUAUAAUACGCGGGACGUUUGAAUUACAAUGUCAGUAUAAUCGUAGAUUUACUAAUUCAAUUGUUGGAGUUAACAGUGGUGAGUAUAAUUCUGAUCGAACUAGUACUUCAACAUCAGUACGCAGUCUGACAGCUAUAUCUGAAAGUUUUCCUAUUAACAGUCAUUUAAAAGAUGAUUCACAAAAACAUCCUGGAUAUAAUCGAAACUCGUCACUUCUUUCGCCUGGAUCUAUAUCCACAUGUUCGUCUAUAAACCAAAGUGUUUAUUCUAAUUCGCAUACAAUCACCUAUCCUAUGAAUAAUGCUUCAUGUAGUCGUCCAGAUUCUUUUGUUACAAAUGCAAUUCAGUCAACUCGAAUGAGUUUACCGAGUAAUUUAUUAACUGGUGGUGUUGGUGGUGGUUCAAUGGUCAACACAGAAGUCAUCCCAUCAGUUAGUCCGGUUUUAGAAAGUAACACAGAGAAUUUUUCGUCUUCUUUUUCACUUGAACAAAAUUCACCAGUAAGAAUUGGAAAUUUUGUCAAUCAUAAUCAUGGAAAUGGAUCGUGUAAAUCGACUAGUCAUCAUCACUCAAGUAAUCUACUCAAACAUCCUUCAAAUUUAUCUUCAAGUGUAGAGUCGACUAAAGAUAUCCAGGCUAGUUGUCUUUCAGAUAAUUAUUGCGGUAUAGUGGCGAAUAAUAGUAAUAAUAAUAUUUGUCAACAGUUCAAUAGUAGUAGUAGUAGUAACAACAAUAAUGGUAACAGUAAUAAUAACAAUAAUAAUAGUAAUAAUAAUGUGAAUAAUACUGAAGCGAUAAGUGAGCCGUCUAACCAUUGGAUGCAAAAAACGAAUGGACCAAAUCAUAAACAGUUAACCCCUCUGAUUUUUGGGAAGCAUAAACCUCGUUUGGCGUGUUGCUCAGUUUCAUGAUCGUCUUCCAUCCAUCCAUUCAUUCAUCUAUCACUCAUCUUGGAGGUACUCCCUUUUUGCUUUCCAUUCACACUGUCCUAUUAUAAUCUGUGUAUUAAAGUGUCAUUAUUUCUUGUUCGUCUACGCCUCCCACGCCUCAAAGCAGCCGCCGCUGCCGCAGCCAGAUCACUUUUUCAUUGUUUCUUUUUCGCGUUGUUGUUUAUGUUGUUGUUGUUGUCGUAGGUCUGUAGCAGCAGUGGAUUUUUUGUUUGUUUUUGCUACCUGCUUUAUUUCAUUCUACUUUCAGGCAUCCAUAUACCUACAUAUAUAAGCAUGUUAUUAUAUGCAUAAUUACGAUUCGCCUUUACGUUUAUAAAUUAAUAAACUAACCUCGGUUGUAUACCUCGAUAAAAUGCUAAUAUAUUACUAUUAUCAUUUAUUCCAUUCAUUCAUUCAUUCAUUCAACCGUCAGUUUAUCGCCAAGAUUAUGUAUGUAUCACUCACGUACAAAACCAAUGGAAAAAUUUGUUUUAUCAACGUUUAUGUAUCUUAAUGUCGUUCAGAAUCAGUUUCCUUUGAUGUAAGCAAAAACAAAAUAAUAAAAACUAUCGUCUGUACCUAAUGUGAUCUCAUUCAAUCCCCCCCCCCCAAAAAAAAACAGCACAACUCUGGUACCAUAUCCUGUUUCUAUCCCAUUUUCAUAGUGCCACUUAUACAAUCGUCGAUGUAGGAAUACCUUCUGUGUAUACAUACGUCCACAAAAACAUGCCUAUACAGUCAGUCAUGGACAUCCUUACGCUUCUUCUUUUGAUUGUUGUGAUUUUCGGAUCCACUGUCUAUAUCUUCUGUUUAUAUUUCACCUCUGCUGUAAAUACUCAUAUUUUUUUAAAUCUUCCCCUUCUCCCCCUUCUUUCUCUCUCUCUCUUUGUGUGUGUGUGUGUGUGUGUCACUUCAUCGUUUCUUAUUCCUCAUCAUCACAUUAAUUUGUGUAAAUAUAUUAUUUACCACUUCAUUUUAUGUGUUGAAAUUAUAAAUCCCGGUUAAUUUCAAUUUUAAUUUUGGCUUUCCAAAAAUUUAUACAUAUACGUAUGAGCUUAGGGACGUCCGACUGACCACUGUUCCAUUGAACAUGUUUGUUACUAAAUUUAAAAGAUGCAGAAAGUAUAUAUUUUCAUCAUUUACUUUAUGUAAUAUAUAUAUAUAAAUACAGUUAGUAAGGUCAUCUGAUAUGUUAUC